This is a messenger RNA of Aspergillus niger, 1404 nucleotides long. RefSeq lists its product as uncharacterized. The record is from RefSeq and is a predicted model, not a curated record. The transcript is spliced from 2 exons. The annotation marks the transcript as partial. Lineage: Eukaryota; Fungi; Ascomycota; Eurotiomycetes; Eurotiales; Aspergillaceae. Gene Ontology annotation, molecular function: beta-glucosidase activity. Gene Ontology annotation, biological process: glucan catabolic process.
CUCACCAUGGGCUGGGGUAGUGGCACGUCUCGUCUCCCAUAUCUUGUGACCCCCCAACAAGCCAUCGCCAAUCUGUCUUCCUCCGCAGAAUUCUACAUCACUGACUCGUUCCCCUCCAACCUCAAUCCCAAUGCCUCUGAUAUCGCGCUCGUCUUCAUCAACGCCGACUCCGGCGAAAACUACAUCACCGUCGAAAACAACCCCGGUGACCGCACCACCGCAGAUCUCUACGCCUGGCACAACGGCGACGAUCUCGUCAAAGCCGCAGCGGACGUCUUCUCCACCGUCAUCGUGAUUGUCCACACCGUCGGCCCUAUUCUCCUCGAGAAUUGGAUUGAUCUGGACCCCGUCAAAGCCGUCCUCAUCGCCCAUCUCCCCGGUCAAGAAGCAGGCUACUCCCUAACCGACAUCCUCUUCGGCUCAUCCUCCCCAAGCGGCCACCUCCCCUACACCAUCCCCUACAAAGAAUCCGACUACCCAUCCAGCGUCGGUCUCCUCGACCAAGCCUUCGGACAAAUUCAAGACGACUUCACCGAGGGCCUGUACAUCGACUACCGCCACUUCCUCAAAGCCAACAUCACCCCACGCUACCCGUUUGGUCACGGCCUCUCCUACACCACCUUCACCUACUCCACUCCAUCCCUCACCACCGUCACCGACCUCGACACUGCCUACCCCCCAGCUCGCCCCUCCAAAGGCCCAACCCCAUCGUACAGCACCGCCAUCCCAAACCCAUCCGAGGUCGCCUGGCCAUCCUCCUUCUCUCGUAUCUGGCGCUACUUGUACCCAUAUCUCGACAACCCGCAAUCCGUCACCAACUCCUCUUCAUCCUCAUACCCCUAUCCAUCCGGCUACUCCACCACUCCGAAACCUGCACCCCGAGCUGGUGGUGGCGCCGGUGGAAACCCCGCCCUGUGGGAUGUUGCCUUCGCGGUAGACGUAACUAUCACAAACAGUGGGAACGUUAGUGGUCGCGCUGUGGCCCAGCUGUAUGUCGAGCUACCGACUGAUACACUGGGGGUAGAUGCGCCGUCGCGGCAGCUGAGACAGUUUGAGAAAACGGGGAUCCUGGAGCCCGGGGACAGUCAGACGGUGGUGCUAAAUGUUACGAGGAAGGAUGUGAGUAUUUGGGAUGUUGAGGUGCAGGAUUGGAGGGUUCCUGUGGGUGGGGAGGGGGUUAGAUUCUGGGUUGGAGAGAGUCUGGGCGAUUUAAGAGGGAGUUGUUUGGUCGGGGGUGGGUGCGAGGGUGUGUCAUUGAUGGCUGUAACAGCAGGUGUCGAGUUAUGUAUUUGUGACAAGAACGCUGAUAAGAACCAUCCUAUUCGAUGUGAGAACCUCCAGCACGACUUCGAUCGCAUCCGCAAAAUAGUCCAUGAGCUUAGAAGUAUUCGUAUUUAUGGCUAG